This is a messenger RNA of Amphimedon queenslandica, 2629 nucleotides long. Its product is annotated as two pore calcium channel protein 1-like. Gene Ontology annotation, molecular function: voltage-gated channel activity; monoatomic ion channel activity. The record is from RefSeq and is a predicted model, not a curated record. Gene Ontology annotation, biological process: transmembrane transport; monoatomic ion transport. The transcript has 26 exons. NCBI's taxonomy places the organism in Eukaryota, Metazoa, Porifera, Demospongiae, Haplosclerida, Niphatidae. Bases 59 to 2575 code for a protein of 838 amino acids. Gene Ontology annotation, cellular component: endosome membrane; lysosomal membrane.
CAUAGACUGCUUACCUCUUUGUGAACUAAAGAUCUAGAUCUAAUUCUAGCUGGUCACUAUGGAUUCUGAUGAUUGUGGCAUCAUAGAGCUGUCUAUUCGUAAUCAUCAAAGAGACGAGGAUAACGGUGAAGGAGACCUUGCUUCUGGCUACAGCUCAAUGGAAGAGAGCGAAGUAGCUGAAAGCAAAGGAUCAACUAAAGAAUACAAGAAAGCUGCUCUGAUAGUUAAGGAAGGAAGAGACCACGAGAAAUUUGAUUCUCUCCCGGAAAAAAAAAGAGCAUGGAUAGCAUACAGAAUACUCCACAAUCCCCUCUAUUACUGGCUUGCACUGAUACUAGCUGUAGCUAUCAUGCUACUGGCUAUAUUAGAAGAGCCAUCAACACAGACACAGAAAACAGAGAGAUCAGAUAAGGCCGUGCAUCUAUUGUCAGAGGUGUUUCUCUUAUCUUUUUUCACUACAAAUCUCAUCUUACGAUUCUUAUGGCUCGGCCCUAAAUUGUUUUUCCGAAGCCGGGCAACGAUUAUGUGUAUCAUAUUGACAAUCAUGUACCUUGAGAUCUUUGUGAUUCUCGUCACAAACAGUCGUCACAUACGAAUCACGAGGUCCCUGCGUCCAUUUAUCCUUCUUGACUCUUAUCUGAUGUAUGGUGUUCGCAGGGUCUUAAGACAAAUCUUCUUAUGCCUGAAGUACAUUAUUGAUGUAAUGCUUGCAUUAUUCUUCCUUGUUACUGUAUUCUCAUUAGUUGGUUACUUCCUAUUCACUAAUAUCAAUCCUACAUAUUUUCAUACACUAAAGGACAGUAUAGUGAGCAUGAUCAUUACUCUAACUACCGCAAACCAUCCAGAUGUAUUUAUGGAGUCAUAUCUAAGAAGUGAAUUUGCUCCAAUAUUUUUCAUGAUGUACAUGUUUGUGACUUUCUAUUACUUCAAUAAUGUUCUGCUUGCUGUUGUUUUUGCCAAAUUCAAAAGUGUUGAGAAGAGGAAGUUCAAGAAAAUAUUACUACACAAACGUGAGGCACUGUUUAGAGCCUUUGAUCUUCUCAAGAGUAAAAAUGAUGUUAUUGUCUUCACUGAUUUUCUGCAAUUUAUGAAAAAGUAUAAUCCAUGGAUGGCUCCUUAUGAAACAAUGUGCCUUUUCAAAAUACUUCAGACUUCCGAUGAAUCUGAUGAUUGUCUCACUUGGGAGGACUUUUCAAACUUUUAUGACUACGUGAACAUGAAAUGGGAACUGAUACACAAGACUGGUGCCAUUGUCACUUGGUAUGAGAAGAUAGAAAGAAUACCAUUAAACAUGAAAAUUAUCUUAUACAAUAUUCAUUUCGUGGUGAAGCAUUGGCUCUUUGACACUUUAAUUACUGUAAUUGUAUUGGCUAAUCUGUUCUACAUCAUCACAUUUAUAAUAGUACAUGAGAAGUCAUGUGAUGAUGAUGUUGGAAGUGAUCAGUUCUGUUCAGCAAGGCUAGGAAUAGCCGGUUCAUUUGUCUUUAACUUUAUUUACUUAGUUGAAGUAAAUUUGAAGUUGUUCCUCAAUGGACCAGUGAAAUACUUCAGGAAAUGGGCAAACUGGGUUGACUAUAUUCUUGUGGUUGGUAGCUUUAUCUGCCUAUGCAUUGAGAUAGGACUCAUUCAGAAUGAUGCAGACAGUCCAAGUUUCAGAUAUGUAGCCAUGAUACGCCCACUCAAAUUAUUAAGAUUGCUCCGUCUUAAAAAGAAUUAUUUCUUUUUGAUUCGUAUAUUAAUAGUACUGGCAUCAAGAAUGACAAGUGUCCUCAUCUUGCUUAUCGUUGUAUUUUAUUUCUUUUCAAUAAUCGGUAUGGAGGUGUUUACAGGAGAUAACGCUGUAUAUCCAGGUUGCUGCGUAAAUGCAUCAUUUGGUGUUGGUGUCUAUUACUCUAAUAAUGGGUCGACGUUAGAUAAUCCUGACUUGUACUGGUUGAAUAAUUUUAACACUCUUGGUCGUAGCUUUGUGACACUAUAUGAAGAAAUGGUUGUUAAUAAUUGGUUCAUUCAAAUGGAAGGAUUUGUAUCGACUGCUGGUGAAGCAGCAAGAUUGUAUUUCAUUUUAUUCUGGAUGGUGACAACACUUGUGGUCAAUAUUGCCAUAGUCUACAUUGUUGAUGCAUUUGAGUCUGGUAUAUUAGCAUUGAAAGCUAGUGAAAGUGAUGAUGAAACACCAGCAGGAGAAAUGAAGAGAAUUAAUAAAGUCAUAAUGACUAGUGUAGAGAUGGACCAGUUGGCCAGUGUCAUUCAUGAGCAGGUUAUGUACGAUUCAAGGAAAGGAUUCACAAUCAACAGAUGGAUCAGAAAACACUAUGACAUACCAGUCAGGACUAUUGAAAUGUACAAAGGAGAGUUCAGAGGUAAGAGAAUGAUGACCAAUGAUGAUUUAAGAGGAAUAAUCUAUGAAGGAGAAAUAGAAGGAUGGAAGAAAGCAUAUGAUGAGUAUCGUGCCACAAGAGAACUAAACUCCAAACCAAGGACAGAUCACAAAGCUACAGCAGGUGAAAUGAUGAAAGAAGGUUUACAGUUUACAUGGCAAAAAACAAAGAAACUAUUUAUUUAUAUUUUACGCUAAAACAACAAAUAUUACAACAAAAAAGGAAGUAGAGAACAUUAUUUAUAUGAAUAU